Molecule: messenger RNA, 1113 nt
Organism: Lachancea lanzarotensis
Lineage: Eukaryota; Fungi; Ascomycota; Saccharomycetes; Saccharomycetales; Saccharomycetaceae
Product: LALA0S04e04830g1_1
Exons: 1
Coding region: 1-1113 (370 amino acids)
Source: RefSeq, a predicted model, not a curated record
AUGGGUUAUGUGAAGAGCGGUUAUGCCACGCGGCCCAACAAGCGCGCGAAAAAGGUGAGGGAGAAAGUUUAUUAUGAGCACAUAGGAAAACGUCGCAACACAGGAACCACGGCGGAUCGAAAAAAACAGGGUCCCAAGAGAAGUCCCUUGCGACUUCAGGACUUAUCUCAAGACGUUUUGGAACGCAUUUUUGUGUUUUCUGGACGUAAUAGUCCAUUACCACUGCUAAAUAGGCACUUUUCCAAGUGUCUAAAACCUUCGCAAUAUUUGAUCGAACAAUAUCUGUCAGUGAACUUUGUAUUUGAUGUCAAUGCCGCUCUCAAAGCUUCCAGCGGCUCUUCUUAUCGCCCCUGGUGGGUACUGGCGGAGUGUGCGCUCGACGUUCCCCUCAUACUUCAGUUUCUAAAUGCAUCGCCUUCGUUUUUGGAUUUCAUCGAUGAGAUAGCCGCUGUGGAAGACGUGGGAGCCACACAACAGCUUAGAUUCGAGCAGUUUCAGAACACUUUAUUGCAAAACCUCGAAACUCCAUUAAAGUCUCUCGAGGUGGAUCCAACUACAGAUAAAUCAUUGCGAGAUUUGCCUGCCGCAGUCUACAAAUAUCCUGCUCUAUUUUUUGAAAACGAUAUUUUGACAAAACCCGUCUUGUACAACCAGCUUCUGCUGCGUCUACAUUCCGAGUAUGCAAUUCAGAACCCGUCCUUGACCGCCGACUCUAUUUUGCAGUGGUUUUUCAUCGAUAGCGCAGGCGUCACUCCUCAACUGGACAUCAAUCAUCUUUUUUUUGCCUUGAAUCUGGUAACGCAUUUGUCUGUUCAAAACAAACGCAGUUUCGAGGACGUCAAUCCGUUGAUACUUUUCAUCGAUUUUCUGUACAUUUCGGUAACCCCACGCUUGCUACAGUUGUUACUAUGCGAGAAGCUCAAGGAUGCACAUCUUAUUAGCGCCCGGAAAGCGAAGAUAGUCGGCAAGUUCAUUCGAAAGUUUUAUAGUAAUGAACUAGGUCUAUUAUGCGAGGAUGAUCUUUGGAUCAAGCUCAAUGAGAUCAAGGACCAUGCCCUCGUUGAAAAAGUUUCUGGAUACGGCGGCAAACCUAGUUUCAAUGUGGUGAAAUGA